CAAAAUUCUUGCCGUAUAAGCACCUCUCCACGAUAUUUCUUCAAGCUUUCCUCUUACAUCUCCGUUUUCUCUUGUAUUAAACCCCAAGUAACCAGGCUGCGCAUAAUUCGGGAUAUCCACCGCACUACGUGUAUAUCAUCCUCCUUAUUGCCUCUCGUAUAAACCGUCAGAACUCCUGAGGAACACUACACACAGCCAAACGCCUCCAGAAACCAUAGUUCUUUGAUCCAUACAUCAAUUGACGCUUUGCAGUUGCCGUCUCUGUCUAUUUCUAGAGAAACCACAAAUACUGUUGCAUCGAGACUCGGUCCAUAAACCCCUCCCCCUCGAAAAAGAAUUUCACUGUUUGAUCCUCUUAUUUGACUAUUGCUCUAACAAUUGAUCCACAUUUACAAAUAUACAUCUUAAGCCAGUGUCCUACCUUUCAGCUUCUGGCUUUGUUUUGUUUUUCUCGUUCUGAUUUCUAUUAGAUUUUGCCUCCCCCCAUUCGUUGUCCUCAUGUCCUUCACUGGAGUCCAUCCUGAGCAGUCCGGCUUUGCGCCGCCGAUGCAGGCGCUCGGUGCCAACCAUCCCACAGAGUUGGCCUCGAACUUUCCCAUUCCGCAGCCCCCUAACGAGUCGUUUGUCAACUCCUCCGUCAAGCCCCGCACUUUGUGGAUGGGUGAUUUGGACCCAUGGGCGACCGAGGAAUCCGUAGGCCAGAUCUGGAAUAACGUGGGUAAGAACGUAUUGGUCAAACUUAUCCGUGUCAAAAGAGGCAGCCAUCAGGGCGACCCGAACUUCACGCCUCACUCCGGGUACUGCUUUGUGGAAUUCGACAGCUUUGACGACGCCCAAUACGCCUUGUCCUUAAACGGCUCCCCCAUUCCCAACGCCAGCGAUGGUUCAGACCAUUCGGGAAGCGACAGUGGCAACUUUAAGGCUUUUAGAUUGAAUUGGGCUGCAGGUGCCACCCUAUCUUCCCCGAUCUCACAGUCCCCAGAGUACUCUCUUUUCGUGGGUGAUCUUUCCCCUCAAACAACCGAGGCACACCUCUUGGCGCUUUUCCAGACAAAAUAUCAGUCAAUCAAGACAGUGAGAGUGAUGACCGAUCCUGUUUCCGGCUCCUCGAGAUGUUUUGGCUUUGUCCGCUUCUCCAACGAGUUUGAAAGAUCACAAGCCGUAGCUGAAAUGCAGGGCGUUUGGUUGUCCGGCCGGCCUUUACGUGUUGCUUUUGCCACGCCUAGGAACAUUGCCUCUAAUAGCUCUCCUUCUGCUGCCAAUGGCUUGAUGAUGAGCCAUGCCGUCCCACCGCAUGCCCGGAUUCCAAGCCAUCCACUUGGGAUGCCUGCCCAUGGAGGUUACGAAAACUACAUGCUUCCGCCAGGCAUGGCCCCAGCUCCAGGGUACCAUGGGAUUUCGCCACAACAGCCUCCAAUGCCGUUCUAUCCCCAGCAAGCUAGCGGCGCCGGGGAGGCCAAUUCUGGUAACCCAUCCAUGCCCCCACAGGCGCCAAAAUCCAUGGCUGCGCAGGCGUUUACCGACCCAACAAACACCACCGUGUUUGUGGGUGGCUUGACCUCAGGAGUACCCGAGCAGACCUUGCUUCAGUUGUUCCAGCCGUUUGGUCACAUUCUCCACGUCAAGAUUCCCCCGGGGAAGGGCUGUGGGUUUGUCAGGUUCGGUCAAAGAGAAGAUGCCGAACGAGCCAUUGCGGGCAUGCAGGGCUUUGCCAUUAGUGGUUCCAGAAUCAGGUUGUCGUGGGGAAGAUCCCAGCACAACGGCAAUAUGGCUGGCAACCCUCACCCGAAUCAGAUGCCUCCGCACUUUAUGAACCAACCACAGCAGUUUGGUAGCAAUGGUAACCCGGGUGCCAGUCACGCCCCACCUUUCGAUCUGCAGAUGGGCAUGAUGAUGAUGCCAGGAGACCCACAGACCAAUGCCUCCAACUUCCAGGGAGGAUUCCACGCGCCCCCUCCGUUCCCUCUGCCUGCCCAUGACCAGUCUGGAGGCAUGAUGGGGAAUCGUUUUCAUGGUCGGGGAGAUAUGAAUGCGCUCGAUCAAGGAAUGCAACGUUUGAACAUGGAUGCCCCCCUGACAGAUGGCUAUCUGGCCGAUACCUCUGCGCAGCCCCAGCACAUUCCUCCGGAGUUAUUGGGCCAAGGUGGCGACUUGCACUUGAGAAAUCGCAAAAACGACUCGGCUUCUUCCACUUCUUCCGGUGCCUCCCAGACGUCUGCUGUCAGCGGCUCCAAUGGCUUAGGUGCUAACGUGGUUUCUCAGUCGGCUUUAUUACAGCAGCAAGUGGAUGCCACUGACGGUUCUGGUGGCUCGUCCAAGUUGAAGGAGAUGUACCAGGCAGCCUCUAGAGGCCAAUUGGAUUCUAUCUAAAGCUGUGGUUCUCUUAUUCCACUGUUGUUUCCCCUGUUCGUUCCAAAAGCUUAUUUGGUUACCGUUCUGAUGUCCAUUAUUGUUGAUUUGCUUUUCACCCUCAGUAUUGUUUUGUUGCUUCAGUUCUUGUCUCCGUAGCCUUCAUGGUCUACUCUCUGUUUAACCACUUAUAUUUAUAUUUCCUACCCACAAAUGGCUCUGCUUUACUUCGUUUUUUUCUGGAAAGCGGUAUUAAAAAGUGUACACUCGUUUUUUGUUCUGUUUCGUGUUUUAUUUCGUAUCUUUUAUAUUUGUAUAUAUGAGGAUUUAU
Babjeviella inositovora NRRL Y-12698 is the source of this 2680-nucleotide messenger RNA. RefSeq lists its product as uncharacterized. Gene Ontology annotation, biological process: mRNA splice site recognition. The transcript has a single exon. Gene Ontology annotation, molecular function: mRNA binding. The record is from RefSeq and is a predicted model, not a curated record. Lineage: Eukaryota; Fungi; Ascomycota; Pichiomycetes; Serinales. Bases 499 to 2370 code for a protein of 623 amino acids. Gene Ontology annotation, cellular component: cytosol.